This is a messenger RNA of Mus pahari (shrew mouse), 10393 nucleotides long. RefSeq names its product ubiquitin specific peptidase 31 (gene Usp31). The record is from RefSeq and is a predicted model, not a curated record. Bases 149 to 4195 code for a protein of 1348 amino acids. Gene Ontology annotation, molecular function: cysteine-type deubiquitinase activity. Gene Ontology annotation, biological process: protein deubiquitination. Lineage: Eukaryota; Metazoa; Chordata; Mammalia; Rodentia; Muridae. The transcript is spliced from 16 exons.
CUCGCUCUCUCCGCGGCGCUCUGAGGUGGUGUAGGGCGCGAAGCCCCCCCGGGCCGGGUGAGGCGCAGGCGGCGGGAUGCGGCGGCGGCCGUGGCGGAGUCGCGGUCCGGGCGGACGGGCGCGGUGAUGAGCGUCGACAACCGCCGCCAUGUCCAAGGUAACGGCGCCCGGGCCCGGGCCGCCGGUGGCGGCGGGCGGGAAGGAGAAGCGCUCGUUCAGCAAGCGGCUGUUCCGGAGUGGCCGCGCGGGGGGCGGCGGCGGUGCCGGCGGCCCCGGGCCGGCCGCGCCCUCGUCGCCGUCGUCGGCGCGCUCGGUGGGCAGUUUCAUGAGCCGCGUCCUCAAGACGCUGUCCACGCUCUCGCACCUCAGCUCCGAGGGCGCCGCCCCGGACCGCGGCGGCCUCCGCAGCUGCUUCCCGCCCGGGCCGGCCUCCGCGCCCACGCCGCCGCCGUGCCCGCCGCCGCCCGCCUCGCCCGCGCCUCCCGUCUGCGCUUCGGAGCCGGUGCCCGGCGUGGCGGGGCUCCGCAACCACGGCAACACGUGCUUCAUGAACGCCACGCUGCAGUGCCUCAGUAACACCGAGCUCUUCGCCGAGUACCUGGCUCUGGGCCAGUACCGGGCGGGCCGACCGGAGCCGGAGCCGGAGCCCGAGUCGGAGCAGCCGGCGGGUCGCGGGCCGCACGGCCAGGGCGAGGUCACCGAGCAGCUGGCGCAUCUGGUGCGGGCGCUCUGGACGCUGGAGUACACCCCGCAGCACAGCCGCGACUUCAAGAGUAUUGUGUCAAAGAAUGCGUUGCAGUAUCGAGGAAAUUCCCAACAUGAUGCCCAGGAGUUCCUACUAUGGCUUCUGGAUAGAGUUCAUGAAGACCUCAAUCAUGCUGUAAAGCAGAGUGGCCAGCCUCCUCUGAAGCCACCAUCAGAGACAGAUAUGAUGCCUGAGGGACCUUUUCCUGUGUGUAGCACUUUUGUACAAGAACUUUUUCAAGCCCAGUACAGGUCUUCUUUGACAUGUCCUCAUUGUCAGAAACAGAGCAACACUUUUGACCCUUUUCUGUGCAUUUCUUUGCCAAUUCCUCUACCCCAUACAAGGCCUCUCUAUGUCACUGUAGUGUAUCAAGGGAAAUGUUCCCACUGCAUGAGGAUCGGUGUGGCUGUGCCUCUGUCUGGGACAGUUGCCAGACUUCGGGAAGCUGUAUCUAUGGAGACAAAAAUCCCCACUGAUCAGAUCGUGUUAACAGAAAUGUACUAUGAUGGGUUCCAUCGGUCCUUUAGUGACACAGAUGACCUGGAGACGGUUCAUGAAAGUGAUUGCAUUUUCGCCUUUGAGACUCCAGAAAUAUUUAGGCCUGAAGGAAUUCUUAGUCAAAGAGGCAUUCACUUAAACAACAAUCUAAACCAUUUGAAAUUUGGCUUGGAUCAUCACAGACUGUCUUCCCCAGCACCAACAGCAGCAAAACAAGGGCGAGUAGACUUGCCCGCCAGAGUGGCAAGUGAUAAGAUUGUUCUGCUUGUAUGUAACCGGGCCUGCACUGGGCAGCAAGGGAAAAGAUUUGGACUGCCCUUUGUCCUGCACCUAGAGAAGACAGUAGCAUGGGACCUUCUGCAGAAGGAGAUCCUGGAGAAGAUGAAGUAUUUCUUGAGGCCUACUGUCAGCAUCCAGGUAUGCCCAUUCAGUUUGCGUGUGGUCAGUGUCGUGGGAAUAACUUACUUGCUGCCUCAGGAAGAACAGCCCUUGUGCCACCCUACAGUAGAAAGGGCAUUAAAGUCCUGUGGACCAGGCGGCACAGCUCAUGUGAAACUGGUAGUAGAAUGGGACAAGGAGACGAAAGAUUUCUUGUUUGUAAACACAGAAGAUGAGUAUAUCCCUGAUGCAGAGAGUGUUCGUCUGCAGAAGGAGCAGCAUCAUCAGCCACAAACCUGCACUUUAUCACAGUGUUUCCAACUCUACACCAAAGAGGAACGGCUUGCUCCAGAUGAUGCCUGGCGGUGCCCACACUGCAAGCAGCUGCAGCAGGGGAGCAUCACAUUAAGCCUGUGGACUCUGCCUGAUGUGCUUAUUAUACACCUCAAGAGAUUCCGCCAGGAAGGAGACAGGCGUAUGAAACUUCAGAAUAUGGUCAAGUUCCCCUUGACUGGCCUGGACAUGACACCUCAUGUGGUUAAGAGAAGCCAGAGCAGCUGGAGCUUGCCAUCUCAUUGGUCCCCAUGGCGACGGCCCUAUGGACUCGGGAGGGACCCUGAGGACUACAUCUAUGACCUGUAUGCUGUGUGCAAUCAUCAUGGCACCAUGCAAGGGGGGCACUACACAGCCUACUGUAAGAACUCCGUGGAUGGUCUCUGGUAUUGCUUCGAUGAUAGCGAUGUGCAGCAGCUGUCAGAAGAUGAGGUGUGCACGCAGACAGCUUACAUCCUUUUCUACCAGAGGCGGACAGCUAUCCCAUCAUGGUCAGCCAAUAGCUCGGUUGCAGGUUCCACAAGUUCUUCUCUGUGUGAGCACUGGGUGAGCCGGCUCCCAGGAAGCAAGCAAGCCAGUGUGACUUCUGCAGCCUCCUCCAGACGCACGUCCUUGGCCUCACUGUCUGAGUCUGUAGAGAUGACAGGGGAAAGGAGUGAAGAUGAUGGAGGCUUUUCUACUCGACCAUUCGUGAGAAGUGUGCAGCGUCAAAGCUUGUCAUCCAGAUCUUCUGUCACCAGCCCCUUAGCUGUCAAUGAAAAUUGCAUGCGGCCUUCUUGGUCCCUGUCUGCCAAGCUGCAGAUGCGUUCCAGUUCUCCUUCCCGCUUCUCGGGGGACUCCCCAAUCCAUGGAUCUGCCUCCACCCUUGAAAGGAUUGGAGAGGCAGGUGAUGACAAAGUCUCCAUUUCUUGCUUUGGUAGUCUGCGGAACCUUUCUGGUAGUCACCAGGAACCAAGUGACAGUCACAAUAGACGAGAGCACAAGGCUGUGGGCCGGGCCCCACUGGCUGUCAUGGAAGGUGUGUUCAAAGAUGACUCAGACUCUGGAAAAUUGAACUCCAGUGUUGUAGACACACCAAGCAAAAACCGAGCACAAGGGGAUCACUUGCCCCCCAUCUCUGAUCCUUUUGAUAAUAAUAACCAGAUUGCUUAUGUGGACCAGAGUGAUUCUGUCGACAGCUCUCCAGUCAAAGAGGUGAAACCUCCAAGCCACUCAGAUUCUCUUACAAAGAAGCCAGAGAGCACAACCAAGAGCUCCCCUAGUUCCAAAGGUACUUCUGAGCUAGAGAAGAAUAUGCGGAAGGGGAGGCCAGCCUUGGCUAGCCAGGAAUCUUCUCUUUCAAGUCCAUCUCCUUCUUCUCCUAUUCCUGUGAAGGUUUCCAUGAAACCUGCCCGCUGUCGGAGCAAAGCAGAUUCUUCCAGGACAAGUGGAAGGCAUUCAUCUUCCUCCUCUACCCAACCCAAAAAAGAAUCUUCCCCCAGGUCCCAGGAAUCCAUGUCAUCUCCUUCACCGCAGAAGCAAAAGUCUGCUUCUGCCUUUACUUAUUCCUCCUCAUCCAUAUCUGCCAAAAAAGCCCCAGGCCCUGCCACCAGAGGCCCCUUCCCUUCUGGGAAGAGCAGGACUUCUGACCGGAGCUUGAGUAGAGAAGGUUCCAGACAAAGCUUAGGCUCUGACAGAGCCAGCGUCACCUCCACCUCCACCUCCAAACCCAGCUCCCCUCGGGUGAAUCAGGCCAGAACAGGGGACAACAGAGUGGAUGGCAAGCACGUCCGGAGCUCGUCCAUGGCCAGCCUGCGUUCACCUAGCACAAGUGUGCGCUCUGGGUUGAAGAGGGACAGCAAGUCUGAGGAUAAGGGACUGUCUUUCUUUAAGUCAGCCUUGAGACAGAAAGAAACCCGGCGGUCAACUGAUCUUGGCAAGACAACCUUGCUAUCCAAAAAGGCUGGUGGGAGCUCUCUCAAGUCAGUCAGUAAGAACACUGCAGAUGACAAGGCAGAGAAAGGCCAUCAGCCCCUAGACUCACAGCAGCCAAACACAAAUGCAGUUGGAAAGGAACAGCUUGUCUCUAAGGACCCUGCUUCUGCUAAACAUUCCUUGCUAUCUGCUCGCAGAUCCAAGUCUUCCCAGCUAGAUUCCGGAGCUCCCUUGUCUCCCAGUAGCAGGUCGACCACUGAGAAAGGCUCUAAAAAGCUGUCUUCUAGCAUGCAAACCUCUGCACGGCCUUCUCAAAAACCUCAGUGAUCUUCUGCAAUCGGGUGUUUUAUCUGUACAGAUGUUUAUUUAUUUAGAACCCCUCCUCUCCCACACCAAAGUCCUCUAUGCUUUUAUUUUGUAUUUUUUGGGGUCAUGUGCCUGACUGUGUGAGAGUAUGAGUGUGUGUGUGGAAUUCAAAUUGUUAAAAGUGUCGCCUUAUUCUGCCAUUGAACCAAAUAACAGCCAUAGGCAAAGCAUUGAUACCAAGCUUACUGGAAUAGUUGUAGAAAAUAAUCUGAAUAGUCCCUUUAGCAAUCAUCCCUAUUUCAUUCCAGAAAACUCUUAAUGACUUUAUUGGACACUAGGGUUUGGAAACCUGUGAACCAAUUAAGCUAUCAGUGUAUAGACAGAUGAACAGUCAGCCUUGGGUUUCAUCUGAGCAGAAUUUAUCUUCAUGUGGAUUGUUGAGUGGCAUCAAGAGCUUAAAAAACAAAAACUGAUGCUAACAACAAAAUAACUUGUGGGAAAAUUUGUUUUCUGCACUUUGGCCCCAUCUACCAGUCUUUGUAAGGGCAAUAUCUUAACACUAAUGUUUCUCAGGUAUAUAUACUCAGCUAGUCCAGUAUGGAUGCACAUUACUAAUAGAUGGAUUCAAGAGGAAGGUGACAUGGGGUGGCGACUGUCCUGCUGCCACAGGUAGAAGCUUUACAGGUAGGCAUAAAAUCUUUGCUACUUUCGUAUCUGAAGUGAUAGCCUGUCUUGACUCCUUAUAUAUGUUCUAAGAUCUGACAAAUUUUGAAUAGUCAGAAAGCCAGUCACUAAUUAAUUUUUUUUCAUUCUCAGUUUGCUAGCUAAGGCCAUUGGAAUUUUGAAUUGUAGCAGAGUAGUUAAUGCCUUUGAAAGAUUCCCAGAGAAAAAAUUUUUAUUCCAAACUGAAGCCUAAGUUGGUACCAUUUUCCUUCCCUGAUGCUGCUUGUUUCUGUUAGAAAUUGAGGAUCUCAUACUGCCUCGUGUGUGCAUGCUCAUGCCUUGUCUUGUUGCUUGGAAAAGAAAGAAGUUGCCUCUUGCCAAGAGCUCCUGAUGGUCUAUUGAUGUGGGGUGAGGCUGAGUGCUGUACAUGCAAUGUGGAUCCUGGUGCCAGUCUUCCUUUUGACUGCUUUCCAGUAGCUUACUUAUAUCCACUCUGCUCUGAAGAGGUAAUCUCUGACCCAGCAUUCAGAAACAGAGUCUGGCAUGUGUUCCCCUGGCAUGUAAUUACAAAUUGCAUUCUUAUGUAUGAAAAGGGGAACCUCACUGAAUUCUCACAGAUAAAGAAAACAAUUUUCCAAGGCUUGUAGAAAUCUCUUAGAAAUACUUUGCAGCUCAGUUUUUUAGUAUCCUCUUUAUUUAUUUUUUAGUAUCAAGAGAAUCAUGGUCGUGAUUCUCAGAAUAGCAUUUGUCAUUUUGUCAUUAGAUAUAGCAUGUGAGUUUGUAGUUACUAAAUUCUAAGGCUCGUGGUUCCCAGGCCUCGCUCUUCAGUAUUUCUGUGAAUGGACUGCAGUGCAUAUGUGCACGCAGUUUUGAUUUCUACACUGUCCUUUUGUUCUUCUAUGAAUACCUCUUGGGAAAUAUUUCCAAUAGGUUGCUUAAGUUUAUUUUGCUGCUAAUGUUGACAUUAGCUGGUAGCUUGCAGGUUGAGGGUGGCUGGAACUUUCAGCUCUUGUGGUAUUUGAGGCUUAGCGUUCAGCCUUGUGCACAUUACCACAAUGCUGUCUACCCAGUUCAGUGUGUGUAAGCCAGUGCCUAUGACACUCAGUCCUGUACUGGCUGCUUUUAUAUUCCUCCCGCCCCCAUGCCCCAUUAUGGCUUCCCAAAGCAUUGAAGCUCUCUGUCCUGCCUUGGUGUGACUGAGGUGACUGCUGCCUUACAUGUCAUCAUUUAUUCAGUGGCACAAGUUGAGCCCCGUUAGUGUUUAGCCACCAAUCUUUUUUUUUUUUUUUUUUAUAGCCACCAAUCUUGUUUUAUUUUUAUUUUCUGAAAAAGCAAGAAAUAUUGAGACCAUUAGUAUCAGGAAUUGAGCAUUUAUGUGCUUUGAGCCUGUGAAACAGUCUUAGAAUUAUAGUAUGAUAAAACAAAGAACUUUAAUAACAGGCUGUUUUGCCAUAAUUAAGAUGAAUAGAAACUAGUUUAAUUUUCACAGUACUAUAUCGUUUUAUUUUUGAAGGCAGUAGGAGUGGAUCCUCUUUUCCCUACAUAUCAUGUUUUUAAAAACAAAACAGAAAAAAUCUCUAGUGGUCUUUACUUUUCCAUGGGCUCUAGAAAUACAUUUUUAAUAAUAUAAUAAAACCUAAAAGCUACAUGCAUAUGGAGUUUAGUGCUUAUUUCAUAUUGAGUUCAAUAGAAAAAAAUCAGGAAGUGUCAUGGCAUUAUCUAGGCUGUGAAACUGUUAUGUUUGUGAGGUCGGUAAAUGGUAAAAUCGAAUUCCCAACUACUGGGAUAUAUUUAAGACACAGAAAAUACUACUUUAAAGGUGCUGCCUGCAGUGAAAUGGCUUAUGAGAAUAUCACUUAGUUCAUUCCAUUCUGAGGCAGGGUUAGGGACUUGGUUAUUAAAAUCUUUCUCCCAGUGAUUUGGGCACAGUGAACAUGUGUACUUUGGGGCCAAACUCAAAUGGUAGGUCAGGGUUUCUGCUUAGCCUGUUAGGGCAGUCAUUCCCAGGAGGCACACAGCAACAACCAACAGCGUGAUGAAUUAGUAAUGCUGUUUUGCUGUUAAAUAAAAAUCUUUUUCAUUCUUGCUCUCUUUUCCUGUAAACAUUGUGUGCAUGAGGCUACACCAUUCCUUAAAUCACCCUUCCACCUUGCUUUCACAACUCCUCAGAUGAUGUGGAAGGGCGAAGCUCAUAUGCUCCUGUCACUUAAGACCCUGGCCAACCUCAUUUGUAUUUUUUCCUGCUGGCAUGAAAAGCAGCUUCAGAGUAAGUAGUGCUGUGCCAGACCUAAAGAGCUGUGCGGUGCCACAGUUGUGCACCCAUCAGGUUGCCUUGAACACAUGGAAUCCUCCUUUAAUCAUUCAUCAUUCAUUUGGGCCCACUUUGCAUAUAGAGGCAAGCUGAAAGCUUCAGCAGUGGUGUCCUGGAAGACACCAAAUCCGUGUCAAGGAGUGAUAGUUGUCAACAGAAACAAGCUGGUAAAUUCUGUCCAGCUAAAGUCUGGAAAUCUAAAGUGUCCUUGUUCAUCACUGGUUCAGACUGAACUGUCUGGACUGUGUAGUGGUUAAAAUGCAGUACCUAGACACUUCACAUAAAAUUAACCCUCUGUGUUUGUAUGAGAUGGAUGUGGAGAUUAUUGAGGGAUGGGAGGCAUUGUCAGUCCCUCUAAACUUACUAUAAUAAAACUAAUAAGAUUAGUAUAUAUAGGGAACAGUAAUGGCAGUUUAAGGGAAUGUGGAUUAAAGAGUUAUGAACAAAAGCUCAUUUCAAAUAUCCUCUUUGAGUAGAUGAACAUGUGAAAUCACAUUUCAUUUUGACAGAUUACUAACUAGCUGAAGUUACAGUUUCCUCUGUAGGUUGUCAUUGAAUACAAAGAUAGUGUUCUGGGUUGGAUUUUGAGCUAGGUUGAAAAUCAUAAGCACAGUUUCCUUAAAACACACUUUGAAGGUGCAUUGAUGCUUAUAUUUUGGAAUUGAGAAGAGCAAAAUUUACUGACAAACCAGUGCCUACGUAAUAAAAACAACUUAGCUGCUAGUGUGCAGGCUGCUUUUGCUUUAGUUUUAUAAAGAGUUCAUUGAUGUUUAACCUGACUGCACCUUUCAGGUGGGACAUGAUACUUUUAUUUCUCUGACUGCUUGGUGUCCCAUGCUGCCUUUUGAUCAGACCCCAAGCUGUUUUUGCAGCUGCCUUUUGAGCAUGACCAAUCAUUUUGUAAAGAAAACAAUUGUGCACGCCCACCAUCCAGCUCAGAAAGCAUGCUCAUACUACCUAUGCAAGCAACUGAUUAAAACGCAUACAGAGAACUACGCUAAACAUUGAGUCUUAGAAAGGGACAACUCUCAGAUUCUAGAGUUCUAUUUUUGAAUUUGUGAUUUUUAAAAUGUGGCUUAAUCAUCAGUGUGGGUGAACUUGAAUGUGAGUUUAGGUUGCUUUGCAUAUAUUUCUUUGCCAAUCUCCUUGGUCAUUGGUAAGAUUGUGUAUAAAAUAGUAUUUUGCAAGCAGGAGUGGAUUGGACAUGUUGAACAUACACUGGUGUAUAUACUGUAUUUAGCCUGAAGACUUUCCUAAAGUAUUUUGUUCUAAGAAAUAACCUGCCAUUUUCUAUAGAUUUUAAUUUUUUAUAUCUUGUAGUAUUCUUUCAUCAUCACAUGGAGAGGUGUGGCUUUACACAGCGCUAACUAUUUUUAAGUGCUUUUAUAGCGACUUGGAGCUGCUAAGGAAGAUUGGGGAGCUUCCCACUCAACUGGUGUCAGUAAGAUAAAGCAUGUGGGAUAUAUGAUAGUGUUGUACAGUGGAGUUAGGUCCAGAUCCAUCUCACAUUUAUUUAAAUCCAUUGUCUCCCAUGGGGCAGGGGCAGCGAUAGAGCUUCAUAGCAUAUAUAAGAGGUGUCUUCACAUCUCAUACAGAGACUCUCCCCAGGCCAUUCUGGAGAAUUCCUUGAGAUCACUAGUAUCCCCAAAGGACUUGGAAUGCCUGGGUGGCUCUCAAGCUUUUGAUAUCAUUUAGCACUGCCUGGGUUCUGUAACUUUCUCUUCUUGUUUGCAGUCAGAACUGAAGGAUGUGGUGCACCAUCUUUUUGCCAUCAGUUUAUGGUGAGAAUCAUCACUGCCAUGCAGGGUACUCAGAAAGAACUCUAGUUGCUCUGGACAAGAAAAUUAAAAGGUGUCAGUCAGUCCUUGGCUUGGAAUCAGGGUGUGUGUGUGUGUGUGUGUGUGUGUGUGUGUGUGUAUGUUGGGGGCUUUCUGACUUCAAGGCCCGAAUUGGAAGUGUGAAGUGUUUUAUGCUUGGUGUGUUUAGGUAUUGUUCUUAUUUGCUGGUGGCAGGCAGAGUGCCCUGAGGGGUCUGAAUUAAUUCCCACAGUCUCUCCAGAUUCUACUCUGGGGCUGACACCGACCCAUGCAGGAGAGGGAAAACAUGUCCAGGUUAAAACAUGUGGUAGAAGACAGUGGAAAGUUUCCUGCCUCACCUUGCAAACCCUGCCCUGCUUCUGGCAGCACCGUUGUAAACCACAGGCAGUACUGGGCCUCCUGCUCAGGUUCACUCCCCUCUGGGUCUUUUCUAUGGAGUUUCUGGAAUCCUUUUUAGUUAGAAACAAAUGUGAAACAUUUUAUUCAAAUUAUUUUGGAGCCUUUGUUGAUUUUUUUAAUGUAAUUAAAAAGAUCAUGUAAUACUUAACCAGAAAUGUGGUAGUAUAUGUUACCUACAGAGGCACAUGAAAUUUGGUGUUAGUCUGUGGUGAGCUAGGCACACUAUACCAUCUUCAGAAUAAUCCACUGUGCUGUGUGUCCUCAUCCCAUUGAGCAUCAGACUGCCUACAAAAAGUUUAUCUGACAUGGCCCAUAUUUUAAGGCUAUCAGGAAAACAUCAGAGCUGGGACAGCUUUGGCACAGCCUCCCAGAGUCGAGCUCUCUGCUGCUAUGAACUCUGCAGCUGGAACUUUGCUAGGUGCUAUUCCAGACUGGGGGGCUGUGUUUCUGUGAUUGCGGUUCUGUUGGGUUUUCCUGUAGGCAUUUGUGUUGUGUAGGUUUGCUCACCAACUGUGCCUCUCACCACUGGUUAAAAUUGAGUUCAGGCCCAUUACCAAAAUGUGUUUUUUUUUUUUUUGUUUUGUUUUUGUUUUGUUUUUGUUUUGAUUCUCUUGUGUUUUUGCACCGGCGUGUAUUUCUCCAGUUGUCUUAAAAGCUACAUGUCAUGUCACUGUACACAAAAUGCUUUGGUGUCAUUCACGAGCCACCAUUAGUGAGCUCUGUAUCAAUUUUAAUUUUGCAGUAAAAGGACGGCAGAGUAUCCUUCCUGCAGGCUGGAAGAAAGUGUAUCCUACAUUUUAAAUUAUGUUAGGCCAAGUGCAUGAGGUGUGGCACUGCCUUCUGUUAUUUAUUUGUAUAUUUUAUUAUUCGAGGUGUACGCACUUUUAAGAAGCAGAAUUUAUAUUUUUAUGUUGAAAACGUUUUAUUUCUGAGACAGCAGUUGGUUGUAUAGUAUACAGUUGGAAUUAAGAGAAAACUGGAAAAUGUAACAAAACAUAAUAAAUUUAUUACAUGAUGCCUUCUUCAAGA